GGGGGGGGGUGGUGGGGGGCGGGGGGGGGGGGGCGGGAAGCAAGACUCCUAGAGUGCGUACUCCAUUUGUACUCCAGCUGUACUCUAACUGUACUCCACCCAUACUCCAACUGUACUCCAGCUGUACUCCAACUAUACUCCAUCCGCACUCUAUCUCUACUCUCCUGUUACCAACUCUGCUGCGGUUCUUGUUUGACAGUAUUCAAUUAAUAGCUUAUAUUCAGUGUAGGUAACACGAAAGAUCUGCAGUUAAGAGAACUGAAUCUUUUUCUAAAUUUAUAUUACUGUUUUCAUAACAAUUUAGCGAUAUUAAGCCUAAUUUUGAUGUGUACUGGAAAAUAUCACCUUGAGUCUAUAAAAUAAAAGCUCGUUUGAAAAUAAAGUACGGGUAUUACAAGGUGCUUUUUGAUCUCUUAAGUUCGAAGGACCAGCAGAUACUUGAAUCCUCUUUUUUAGCAAAUAGGGGUGGCACUUUAACUUUAAACUUUUAAUGUUAAAGUGGUUAAAGUUUAAACUCGCACUUUAAACUUUGAAAGUUAAGGUUAAAGUUUAAAAUAGUACUGAGCUUUAAAAGUUAAAGUUUAAAGCAUAACUUUAAGCUUUAUGAAUGCAAGUUAAAGUAACCAUACUUUAAGCGUUUACUUUAAAACAUUUAAAGUAAAUGGUUUCCUAUAAAACAAAUUUUUCUUAAAAAUUCAUAAAAGUGAAUAAACAUUUAUGAAGGUAUCCAUAAUUGUACAUGCGCCGUGUAACGGGAUCAUUCAUAGGUAAUCUACUAUAUAAAGGGGUACCCUUGAGUCAUCAUCUGUUGUGUAGCAAGGGUACUCAUGGAUCAUCAGCUGCUACAUAACUAGGGUACCCUUGAGUUAUCAUCUACUAUAUAACGGGGAUACCUUUAGAUCAUCAUAUACUAUAUAAUGGGAAUAUCCUUGAAUCAUCAUCUGCUAUAUAACGUGGGUACCCUUAAAUCAUCAGCUUCUAUAUAACGAAGGUAUCCUGGCCUCACCAACUAGUAUAUAAAGGAGAACCCGUACAACAAUGCAUGCAAUAUAUUACACAGCUGCCCAUAUGCCAAUGUAGGCUAUGUAUCGACAGUACUCAUCUGCCUUCAUGAAGUAUAUAGCUUGGUUACAAAUCUUUCAGGGAUUUGAUAAAGAAGUACAAAUAACUGUGCAUGGACAAUAUGAGGAAGUGUGGAGAACUCAUCAACACCUAUUAAACGGUUGGAAUAAUCGGCUCCGCAAUAUCAUCGCAUAGUAGUCUGUGCCUGUGCUCAUGGCGUAUGCAGUGUAGCUUCUCAUAGUCUUCACUGGAUAUCUAGGAAUAGUGACUUUAUGCUGAUAACAGCUUCAAGAAGACAUACAGGAUAAUUCAUGUAUUUUUGCUCAUUUUUAUUUCGACUAUUACACAACGAAGAAAAAAGUUACACCUUCAAACGAUGUUCGAUAUGAAAGCCACGAGCUUUAUAUAUAAGAAAUACUCGUUUUGGCCAGUACGCUAAAACUUUAUCGAUAUAAACUUGAUCAAUCUUUUUCCACUCAUGAAUCAGUUUUUUUUCAGUUCAUUUAAAGUUUCAAUGUUUUGUUUGUUCAGUCGUUGUUUUAAACAUCCCCAAACAGCAUAAUCCGUGGGAGCUGUAUCUGGUGACUUGGGCAUCCAUUCUUCGGGUUUCACAUAAUCAAUCUUUGAUUCAUUCAGAGUGGNUCCUAAUUAUACAGAACGAUAGAGAAUUUCACAAGCUUUCAGAAUAUGUCAUUAUUGAAAAAAAUGCCUUUUUACAGUGACAAUAUGCCCAAAAUACCUUGUGCAAGUAUUUUUUCCACGGGUACAUAUGUAUAUUUUUCGUUACAUAUCUUUCAAUAACAUCCUGUAAGACCUAAUAGCUUCUGAUAAUUAGAUUACACGAGAUGAAAUUAUGAACUACUCAUGAAAUCAUUCACCGGAAGCUUUCAACCAUCACCUAUCUGAUACCGUUUAUACUAAUUAUUCGAUGUUUCAUACAAGAUGGAGGUGUGCGAUAGUGUUAUCAAAUGUCUCAGAUGAUGAGAACAGACUACAGCUCGUUUCAAGUAGAGUUCGAAAUCAAAAAUAGUACUACUGCUUGAAAGUUGUCUUUCAUACUGCAUCCUUUAGUAUUUCAUGCAUUAAUUAGAAUUGUUAUUGAAAGAUAUUUGACUCAUGUAUUUCUUCUAGUAUAUGCAAAUUGUUCUAAUUCUAACAGUUAUUUUCUUAUGUACAACAGUAUUAUGAAAAGAGCACUUCAAUUUCAUUUUAGUUUUUCUUUCUGUUAUCAGCCGAAAAAAAAAUCAUUUAGAAACUCUGCUCUCAUUUUAUUGAGACAAAAUUCAAAGCUCUCUUACAUAUGAUUACUAUAACUACUUUUUUAGAUUACUCAAUGGUACAACUUUUCAAAUUAAACAAUACAGAGCAUCAUUUUUAGACAACUUCCAGGAUUUUUGGUAUAUCAUAGUAGUUUGAUGAAAUACAUUGUAAUUUAUAGUAAGCUAUCGAAAUAAAAUGUGAAUUGUAGCUCAAAGUAUUUGAGAGAUCUUAGUCACUGCGAAAAUUAAUGAUGCAUUAAAAAUAUGGUUCAUCAUUUAUAUUUGUGAAUUUUAUUUAUAAGAGCAAAACAUAGAGAUCAAAUGAACACAAUAUUUCUCUCAAAAUCCAUAAUUAUCUCAAUAAUAAGCAAUGUUUACUUUGUUGUCAUCGUAGUCCAAUGACUAUAUAGCGAUCGGAAAAGUCUUUCGCCAGUUUUGUUUUCCAUUCGAACAAGAAAAUGAGCACAUUUUUCUAUUGAUAGUUUAUAUUCAUCUCCGUGAAAAUUUUCCGACCUAUCGAAUUUUAAUGGUUUUCAUUUUGGUUAUCGAACUAUUCAAACAGAAUGUGUCGAUAUUAAAUGCAUCCCGAUCUCAAUCUGUCAGACUCUUCUGAUGAAAGAAACCAAAGAUCAAAUGAAAAAUGUGUGAGACAAACAAUUUUCUAACUUGAUAGGUUCAUGUAGCUGAAAAUUAAUGCUAAGUGAGAUGGUCAUAGAUUUAAAUUACUCUAUCAGCUACUUGAACUCCGCCAAACGCCCACAAAACAGCUUUAUUGAAUCUAAACCAUAUUCACUAAAAUUGAAGCAAUGUUACUCGACAAACUUGCCAAUUGAGUCAUAAAUGAGACCAUAAGAUAUGAAACUUUUCUAGGAAUGCAAUAUCAAUAGUAAAAAACAAAAUAAAAUAUGACAGAGACAUUAAAAAAAGAAAUAAAGAUCAAAAAGCUUCUUUGUUAAACUGUCAGUUUCUAUAGGACGAAUGAGAAAGAAGAACUUCAGAUUCGGACAUGAACUUACAGUUACUAUUUUACGCGAAGCUGGGUAAAACUCGCAAAUUUCAGAUUCAAAAACUUACGAAGUUUGCCAGACUUUGGAAUAUAUGCAUGGAGUAAAUAGUAAAAAACAAUUUGAUACUAAGCUGAUAAUGUAAGCAAAAGAUUUCUUAUCUGAAAAAAGAUUUAAGCUGGAAGUACUGAUAGUCACAAUAAAGUAUUCACCUUUUAGAAUCAAAAUCGAAGAUUUGUUUGACCUGAGAAAAUUUCUUGCGCCAUGAUAUGAUAAUACAAAAUAGAAAACUUUCAGCUCGAGUAUAAUUACUACUUCUCAUCGGUUGCUGCUUCUCUCGUGAAUUGUAGAUUAGAUAUGUUUUUUCUUUGUUGUAGACAAAAUUGUCUGUCUAUCAACAUCGCUAUCAUUCAAUAAGUUGUUACAGUAAAGCUUCUCUUUGUGAACACCGUCGGGAGAAACCAAAAUCGUUCAGGAUAACAAGGCGAUCGCUUAAGAAAGUUUCAAACAAAAACAAAUCAAUACAUUAGUUAUAGUACUUUUCACAUAUUUGUGCGUGUUUUUUACGUGAUUCACUAGAUUUUUUACUAUUUUCAAGAGAUUACAUAUUGUUACAUAGAUCAAGUUAAACAUUACAUGGGAUCCUACUUAGACAGGUUUAAAAAAGUCACAAAUCGAUCGUUGUUUGGAAAUGUUCGCGUUCAGAUAGACGCUAAUAAAUAAUAGUAUCAUUAAUGUUUUGACUAAAAUCAUCUAUAUACUUUCAUUUCAUAAUCAUUAACAUAUAUGUUGUUUCUUUUCAGAAUAUUUGAAGUAGCACCGAGAGAUACUUGGAACUUGUCUUUUAUUCCACGAAGAGAUAAACCGCGUUCUUUUUCGUUAAUGAGAUCUAUCUUUUGCUCUAGAUCAAGCUCGUUUCUGAAUUUCAAAGCUAAUAUUAAGAUGUGAUGCAGCCAACAGAAAUCGCAAAUAACAUUUUUUUCUUUUCUAUCUAUUGAAUUGCAGAACCCAUCAGAUGGAUAGUAAUAGCCGCCACAUCAUCGUAAAAUUGAUUUAAUUACAUAGCGCUCUCUAUUUUUGUUCAUAAUAGUAAGACUGAAAUAUACAGUUGGGACCAGAAAAAAAACGUUCACAUACUGAAUGAUGGGAUAAUCAUAUAGGAGAGGUCGAAAGCCAGCAAAAUUCGCUCUGAAGAUCGGAGAGUGUUUGGUAUAACAGGUUGAUCAUACAAGAGAGAUGUUCACUAAUAGAAGUUUUACGGUAUUAGUUUUGAAAUUUCCAAUUUGCCAUUGUGCGAUUUUUAAGACUGCGAUCACAUGGGAACACUGCAACAAUGGAAUCUUCUUCUUUAUUUCGUAGUAACACAUGAUAUCACACCCAAAAAACGACAGGAGAAUAUUCAUAUAAUUAUAUGCAUAAGGGCAAUGUAUAUGUCUCAAAGAGAAGACGCAAAUACAAUGAUAUACAUAUAUUGGAUCGAAUGCAAAAGGUAUGGCAGGUUUAAGUGAAAAAGAUGAAGAUAGGUUUAUCGAUGCAAUGACGAGAAACCGUAAAGUUGUACUGUGAUGAUCUGGUAGAAGCGAAAGAGAGAAACUACUGAAAAGAAACUGAAAAAAGACAUGAUAAGAAUACUAUGAAGACGAAAGCAUGUCACAAACACCGAUACAACAUCAAACAUGAAGAGACUGUGUUUAUGAAUGACAUUCAUACGAAAUGUCGAAAAUUUGGCGCCUUUUACUCAUUGUGCGUGAAAUGUUGAACCAUCAAGUGUACUUGCAUGUCCUUCUCCAGUUCGUAUGAAGCAUUUCAAGAACACUGCCUUGAACUGUUCGCGAAAGCUUUUGGAUACAAUGAUGUAUAAAUAGAAUGUAAUGCAAUAAUUUAAAUAAAACAAGAAUAUACGUGAUACAAAAUUUGUGAAGGACUCGAUCCUGAUGCGGUCUAAGCUCUUGUUCGAUAUGUUACUUGUGAGUACAAGGUAUAAAGCUUGAAUCGGGUAUGAAAAAGACAGAAAGAACCCAACACAUACUUCUGCUAAGACAACCUUUAAUAGAUUCACGUCACGCUUGUGUAAAAUAGGCUGUCGUGAGUUGGUAGAUCCAGGAAGAGGUUGAACACGGGAGCGAAUGCUUCUUAAAUUCUUCUGAAUGAGAUUGGCGAAAAUAAUCAUCAGGAUCGGUAGAAGGAGUCCAAAAAUAAAGAUCUGAUAUAUACUAAAGAAAAUCCCAUAAGUUCCGGAAAUACCACAAACACCAUUUGUGAUGGUCUGAAAUAUGGGUAGAUGGAUUGAAAUUAUCAUCCAGAAAAGAGUUGCACCGACGACCAUCUUUAUUGCAACUUUGGGCUUGCUGAAUGAGCGAAUAUACGCGUUAGUCGAGCUCAAUGCACAACGGUCAGCACUUGCCAGUACAAUCAUUGUUCGAUACAAAACGGAGGAUAUUUGUAAGAUGUAACCUCGGAUGCGGCAAAGCGGCAGUGAAAUACUGAAUGGAUCAGGGGAAUAAUAGGCAGUAUACACAUUAGUGAACGGUCCCCAGUUGACGCCAAGAAGACUGAAGACAGCAGCAGACAACAGGUAAUAUGAACAGGAACUUUGUCGAAGAUGUUUUUGUGUGAAUGUGACAAUGAUAGAUAUAUUACCGAAAUUACCUAGUGCCACUAAGACAGGAAACCCAUAGCGUAUAAAAGAUUGCUGUAUGAUAGGAAGAAUAUCAGUUGCAGAAGGCAUAACGCUGAGCGGUUCACGAUGUGUCUUGUAGGAGUCUGUGAAUUUAUCAAUGUGAAAAGAGAUAAUACAGCAGUCAACUUUUUGAUUCUUAACAAGAGAAAUGCGAGGAGAAAAAAGGGAGUCAUCAAAAUUAAUUGAAUUAAUGAACUGCAUCAACGGCAAAGUCAAGUGAUUAUAUUAAAUUUGUAAAAAAACACUUCCGUUGCCUAAUGAAGAUAUUGCGGAAGAACGAUAAUAAAAGAAAUGAAUACGUUUAGUCAUUUUUCAAGGAUACUCAAAUAUCUUACUAAUUUACUCAUGAAUGUGCAAUAAUGACUCUUGAUUGUUUCAGAAGCGGACAAAGUUUUACUAACUCGGAUGAAUCCUUAUUUCAUGUACGCGUUUAGAACAGGAAAAUAUAUGAGUGAAUUGCGCUGAGAUUGUACGGUUGUUCUGCGAACACAAAAAAUCUUAUAACUCCACUUCCAGUCAAUCGAUUUGGACAAUAUUUUUUUUGAAAUGCUCCAUUCAUUUCAUCCUACUUACCGCAAAACUAUCAAGGUUUUUGGUUGCAUGGUUAAGAAUUUUUCAAGCAUGAAAGAUUAUACUGAAAGCUGUUCGACGGCAUCUAUCGACGGAAAUUUCUUUUUAUAUCCUUUAAUUCUGACUGGAUAAAUAGAAUUUUUUAUGGCGAUUGGUAGCUGGGGUUCUCCACUUUUUGACAAUAUAAAUUGAUCAAAACUUCGAUUUUUAUUUCCUGAUCAAAUCUCGCAAAAAUAUCAAAACAUACACUUUGACCAUUUUUUGUCACAACAGAUUAAAUUGCAGCUACUAAAGACUAUUUUCAAGCUAACUCAAAUUUCUUUUUGUUGCUUGAUAGAGUAAAGAGACAGAAACAUUUUUAUGAAAAAGGAAAUAUCAAAAAUAUUCAAGAUCAAACAAAAAAGUAAAAAUGAAACAGAUAGAUAGCGAUUAUCGCACUAAAUGUCACGACAGAUUUUUAAUUUUGAUUCUUUGAUUUCUCGCUAACUAUAAGCGGAUAGUCAAUGUUUUUUUUAUCUUUUUUGACUGGCUUUAUGGUGCAUCUGUGGUAAAAAUUUGAGCUCUUAACUAAGUAUCGUUCACGAGAAAAUAGUAUUUUAGUCAAAAAAUGUCACAACAGAUUUUUUCGUAUCAAAAUGUCACAACAGAUUAAAAUGAUAGAUAUUCAGAGAAAACAAAAAUUUAUUUAGUUUUCUUUCACUUGUCAUAACUUGUAUUGACUAAGAGACGUUUAUAAAUAUAUUUCUGAGGAUCCUUAAUGCCUUGAACGACCGAAAGUUCUGCCUUUUUCUUAUUUACUACCAUGCAAAAUGCUUAUAUGCUCUAAGAAACUUAAACUGUUCAUAAAAGCUGGUAUCUGACCAUCUACAAAUUUAAACAUUUUUUUAUUUGGUUUCAGAUUAAGUUAUUGCUUUCAAGAUGAGAGGGAAGAAGAAAAAGGAAAAAUAAUAAUGCUACAUAUUGCCAAAGAUAUCGUCAGAAAAUUCAAUUAAAACGUUUACAAUCAAAACGUUUUGAUAAAAACUAUAGAAAAUAUACAGCAGCGAGACAAGCAUUAUAUCGAACAAAGAAGAAACAACAACAAGAACAGCAACCUAUACAAUCAACAUCAACAAUUACAGUAUCAAAAAGUGAUCUUCGAAAGGGUGAAGGUAUCCAACGUCGUCGUCAAAACACAAAAAAAUUUAUAUUAGAGAUAAAUAAAUUACAAAAUUCCAAUAAACAAUUACAAAUGGAAAAUAAGAAAUUGAAAGAACAACUAAUCUGUUUGACAUCAUCAUCAUCAUCAUCAUCAUCAUCAUCAUCAUCAUCAUCAUCAUCAUCAUCAUCAUCAUCAUCAUCAUCAUCAUCAACAGCAACAACAACAUCAUCAUCGUCAUCCAAACAAUCAAAUGCAGAUAGUACAACAACUAUAUCACCAUCAACACUUUUUUUUUCAAAAUCUUAG
Molecule: messenger RNA, 8022 nt
Organism: Rotaria sp. Silwood2
Lineage: Eukaryota; Metazoa; Rotifera; Eurotatoria; Philodinida; Philodinidae
Source: the annotation of a GenBank genome assembly